This is a messenger RNA of Colletotrichum godetiae, 1252 nucleotides long. RefSeq lists its product as uncharacterized. The transcript has 2 exons. Lineage: Eukaryota; Fungi; Ascomycota; Sordariomycetes; Glomerellales; Glomerellaceae. The record is from RefSeq and is a predicted model, not a curated record. Bases 159 to 1166 code for a protein of 335 amino acids.
CCAUGGUCGUCGAUGAUGUGAGCGAGAACGAAGAUGUUGACACAAUCGAUCAGUCGGAAAGUAUGGAGAUGGCGUUCUGUGUUACAACAUCCGCUCCUCACCACAGCCUGUUCUUGUCCGCCUAGGAGAGGGCCUUGCAGAAACUGGAGAACGAUGCCAUGCUCACUGAUGACACAAUCGAGGGUUUUCAGAACCAGUUCGUGGAUAAGAUCACACAGCCACCUGAUAGUCUUCUCCUGCACCCACUCUACCUCCGACUUGGCCACUGCCUGCCCGCGUCUCUGCCUAGGCCUAUUCGAGAGGGCACGGUGAAAACUAUCUUUGCCAUGGUCCACCAUCUCGGCUCUACGUGUAAGCACUGGACCUUCGUCCGCAUGCGCCUCGUCGAGAAAAGCGUUGAUCAUUACGACCCAUGGCCUGGAAAAGCAGGCUUCUCGGAGGUGAUGCCGCUGAUCACGGGCUGGCAACAGAGGUUUCUUCCAGAGUCUACCUUCACUUUUAUCCAGAUGCCUGGUCCUCGGCAACGGGAAUCUGUGUCAUGCGGCGCCCAUGUUUUGAUAGCACUGUGGUACCUCCUACUCGGCCAUUCGAGUCUAGAGGAUCUGGAAUCCACCGAUGAAGAUGUCAGGAGAGAUCUUGCUAUAAUUGCGCGGCGACAGGAUAGUAACACCAAGAAUAUCUCGAUGUCUCCAUCUAUACCCUCUAUGGAUCCAUUCAUUAUGAUCAACAUGGCACAAGUCCCAGACAUUAACGUAAACAGCGUCCUCUUCACUAAUAUCACCAUGAGGCGUCCUAAUAUCCAUCGCGAAGCCGGUUCGAGCAGGUCCGACUCGUCACGCCCAACCGAGCGCCAGAAACUAGACGACUUCUUCAUUGCCCUCGAGAAAGCGCGAGAGAUUGCCCGCGCUAUCGAGUCCGAGCACCCCUUCGAGAACGAGCCCGGCCUGGUGCCGAACGCGGAAAAGGCGCUCCAAGAUGCCAAAGAUCGAGUAACCCAAGCAGUUAGCCAUGUUCAGACAUGCAUAAAAAGAUGUGAUACGGCGGAGCAGGCCGAGGCACAAGAGCGCCAGCGCUUCGACUAUAUAGUUACUUGGGCUAAGCAAGCGAUGAUGAUCCCGCCGCCACCAUCUGGAGGCGAUGACAUCACCAAGGAUCCAGAGAUUUAACGACAUCGCGCGACAUUAGAAGACUGCAUGGGCAAUAAUCAGUCCAAGGGUGAGCUAGCGCUGAUCAAGGCCGAGAGAGCACUUCG